CUUUCACGAUGAUAGCCCAAUUGCUUCGCUCGUCGAAACGGCCUCAUGCGCUGACGUUCUCGCGCUUUUGCCAGUCGCAUUAUUCUACAGCUCCAUCCAAGCCCUCCCUGCAGCAUGUCGCGCAGCUGCGCAAACUCACGGAGGUCUCAAUCUCAAAAGCACGAGAAGCUCUUAGUCAAACCAACAACGACAUACAAAACGCCCUUGAAUGGCUGAAGAAUGAUCUUACAGCGUCAGGCAUAAAAAAGGCGGCGAAUGUCCAGGCUCGGGAGGCCCGGGAAGGGCUUGUUAGUAUGUGUAUACUCUCUGGGGGGAGCAGGGGGAAAACAGCCUUGGGUAGCGGUGGUAUUCGGGCAGCCAUGGUUGAAUUGAACUGCGAAACAGAUUUUGUUGGAAGAAACGCGCUGUUCUGCCAACUGGCAGCGGAUAUAGCUCAUACCGCUGCAUUUAUCACGGAUCCAACUGACUCUCCAACUCUCAUCAGAUCCUGUUCGCUGGACGUUCUGAACGAUGCCCCCCUGUUGUCUCAAAACAACCUCCAAUCUCAUUCGUCAUCUACGGUGUCGAGCUCUAUUAGAGACCUCAUUGCCAAAGUGGGCGAGAAGGUUUCCCUGAAGAGAGUUGUGACGAUCGUGCAAAGCCCAUUUUCGGGACAGUCUCCCAAUCUUGGUCUGCGUCUCGCGUCCUAUCUGCACGGAUCUGUGGGCUCCGCUCCUCAAGGUCGCAUCGGGUCCUUGGCUGUGCUCGCUCUGAAGUCUCCAGAGCUUGCACGCCGCCUUGAGAACGAGACCUUCGUCAAAGAUCUUGAACGCCUCGAGCGUGCACUUGCACGACAAAUCGCUGGCUUUGAUACUCGCUCGAUCAAGUCGUCGGACAGUGACGAGACGGCGCUGUACAACCAACCUUUCAUGAUGCCUGGAGGGGAGAGUGUAAAUGAGCCAGUGCGGAUUGCCCUAGAGAACUGGAGUAAACGACAAGGUCUUGUCAGGGAUGGAGAGGAAGGAGGUAUUGAAGUCCUGGAGUUCGCCAAGUGGAGUGUAGGUGAUAUCGUUGGAUAGAUUCAUUUAUCCUACUCGGACUGCCAGAUACCAGCACAUGAGUAUGCACACAUUGUCAAUACUUGGUUCAUUACUUUUUGCGUCCUAUCACAAGACUCCAUAGCUCAGUGGUAGAGCA
Messenger RNA from Suillus paluster, 1176 nucleotides. RefSeq names its product elongation factor TS-domain-containing protein. Gene Ontology annotation, biological process: mitochondrial translational elongation. Gene Ontology annotation, molecular function: protein binding; translation elongation factor activity. The transcript has a single exon. The record is from RefSeq and is a predicted model, not a curated record. The coding region runs from base 9 to 1058 and encodes 349 amino acids. Gene Ontology annotation, cellular component: mitochondrial matrix. Lineage: Eukaryota; Fungi; Basidiomycota; Agaricomycetes; Boletales; Suillaceae.